ACAUAUUCAUAAGGACAGAUCAAAACAACAUGGCGGCUGAAAAAUCAGCUCAGAACCCUGAAGUGAAAAUAGGCCACUAUAUUUUGGGUGAAACAUUGGGCGUCGGAACGUUUGGAAAAGUUAAAAUUUACAGCAAUAAAACCACUUUUUUAACCACGUGUUGAGGCUAAUGAAAAUUUGAUUUCAUUUACAGUCGGCAUUCAUCAAUUGACAAAUCACAAAGUUGCAGUUAAAAUACUGAAUAGGAAUAAAAUAAAAACACUCGAUGUCGUUGGAAAAAUCAGAAGAGAAAUACAGAAUCUUAAGCUUUUUCGGCAUCCUCAUAUCAUUAAGCUAUACCAGGUCAUCAGUACACCGACGGAUAUUUUUAUGAUAAUGGAAUAUGUGUCUGGUGGCGAGCUUUUUGAGUACAUCGUCAAAUGCGGAAAGCUUAAGGAAGCCGAGGCUAGAAGAUUCUUUCAGCAAAUCAUAUCCGGCGUAGAAUAUUGUCAUAGACAUAUGAUAGUCCACAGAGAUUUAAAACCGGAAAAUUUACUCCUAGAUAAUAAUAAAAAUGUGAAAAUAGCCGACUUUGGCCUUAGUAAUAUGAUGACGGAUGGUGAAUUCUUACGAACUAGCUGUGGAAGUCCUAACUAUGCUGCACCAGAGGUUAUUUCUGGAAAAUUAUACGCUGGACCUGAAGUUGAUAUAUGGAGUUGUGGUGUUAUAUUAUAUGCUUUAUUAUGUGGCACACUACCUUUUGAUGAUGAACAUGUACCAACUCUUUUUCGAAAGAUUAAAUCCGGAAUUUUUCCAAUUCCUGAUCAUCUAAAUUCUUCUGUUGUGUCUUUGAUAACAAAGUGCCUUCAGGUUGAUGCUGUGCAGCGAAUUACAAUAAAGGCCAUUAGGGAGCAUGAGUGGUUUAAAGUAGAGUUACCAGAGUAUUUAUUCCCGCCUGAAGAAGAUUUGGAUGCUUCAAUCGUUGAUACGGAUGCUGUUAGAGAAGUUUGUGAAAAAUGUCACGUUACUGAAGAUGAAGUUCAUAGAGCUCUCCUAUCGGGUGACCCACAGGACCAAUUGGUGAUAGCUUAUAAUUUGGUGGUUGAUAAUAAACGUAUUGCGGACGAAGCGGCAAAACUACAAAUUCGAGAUUUCUAUUUCGCAUCGAGUCCACCUCCAAAUGAUUUUCUAUUGAAACAUCAUGCGGAGAAUAGUCCGCUCAGGCCACAUCCGGAGAGAAUGCCUGAAAUGCAAAAUACCAGCGCUACAUUAGACCCUCUCCUUGCGACUAUGGAACGUCGCACCUCUACAUCCGGAAUGAAGAAAGCCAAAUGGCAUCUUGGAAUACGAUCGCAGAGUAAGCCAUUGGAUAUUAUGCACGAAGUAUUCAGGGCUAUGAAAAGUCUGGGAUUUGAGUGGAAGAUUAUGAAUAAUUGGAAUAUAUUUGUUCGCCGAAAGAAUCCAGUCAAUGGAAAAUAUUUUAAGAUGAGCCUGCAGCUUUAUCAGGUCGAUCAGCGUAGUUAUCUUUUAGACUUUAAAAGUUUGAAUACGCAAGAUCAUCCAGAUCAACAGAAGGUAACUUCAAUGACUCGGCAAAGUAUGCACCUUGCACCUGAAGAUGGUGAGAAUCAAUAA
This is a messenger RNA of Dimorphilus gyrociliatus, 1614 nucleotides long. The record is from the annotation of a GenBank genome assembly. NCBI's taxonomy places the organism in Eukaryota, Metazoa, Annelida, Polychaeta, Dinophilidae.